Molecule: messenger RNA, 1416 nt
Organism: Rotaria sp. Silwood1
Lineage: Eukaryota; Metazoa; Rotifera; Eurotatoria; Philodinida; Philodinidae
Source: the annotation of a GenBank genome assembly
AUGUAUUCAGUUGAACCCAUUAUUUUCGAUUUUACUCAUGAUACUAUUUGUCCAUUGACUUUACUUGAAUAUUUAGAAAUCGAUGGUUGUUAUAUGGUGGAGUUUUUAGAGUUGCUCAAAUAUGUAGGUUCAAAUAUAAAACGAAUGAAAAUUCAUAUAAAUUAUCGACGUGAUCAAGAUCCAGAAUCAAUCGAUGAAAAAAUAAUUGAUAAUCUACUUUGUGGUGAUGAUGGACAACCUCAAAUACCACUAUCAUUAAAUCAUCUUCAUAUGUCGUUUUAUUAUUUAUCAUUAAUGAAUUUUCAACUUGUUUUGAAAUUAUUUCCCAAUCUAAGAUACUUAACAUUAUCGACAUUAAAUGAUGAUUUGAAUUUUGUGUCGCCAACAAUCUGGCAUCAAUUUAUUUCGAAAAAUCUUUUAAAAUUGGAAAGAUUUCAAUUUCACAUACGAAUCGAUGGCAAUUUAAAUCCGAAUAUAGCCCAAAGUUCAUUAUCGGAACUUGUCUAUUUAUUUAAUGAUAUGAAUAGACAAUGGAUCAACAGUCCUAUCAUUAUAGAUUAUAAUUUUCAAUCGGAUCCACCAUUACACGAAUUCUAUACCUAUUCACAACCCUCACAUGAUGGUAAGUAUAUUGUAGAAUUCUAUGGUACAAAAAGACAUAUAGCACCGAGUAAUGAUGCAAUUAAUAUUGAUAAAAAUAUGACAAGAUUAAAAAUUACAUUAAAUGACGAUCAACUAUUAGCAAACGAAAUAUUGACUAUUUAUCCGAAAGUAACAGCAAUCAAUGUUCAUUCGCAAAUGACAACAAUUACAAUUGAAAAUGAUUCGAAAAAUAGUUUGAUUUGUUCUGAUAUAAAGAAAUCUAUCCCUGAUUUAUCCACAGUCACCAUACUUGAUUUUACAACUCAUUCACCAACCAAUUCAGUUUAUCCAUCAACAACUUUUGCACAUUGUCUUUUGGUGACGUUGCCAAAUGUUAGUAGUCUUCAUUUACCUUAUAAUUAUUUACUUCAACUCGUCAAAUCACCACUAAUAACACAAGAAUUAGCCAAACAGAUAGAUUGUUUAUGGAUUACAUGUUAUAAUAGUCCGCCAUUAUUUGAAGAUAUGAUUCGAAUCUUAAGUAUAUUUUCGAAGAAUUUACGUUUUCUAUAUUUUGACAUGUAUAUUGAUUUUCCAUAUGUCACAUUUUACCUUAUUUUACCAUUAUUAAUGCGCGGAAUAUGUACCGAACUGAUGAUGUUUCAAGUGCAGCUAGAGACACAAAAUGGACAACAACAACAACCGUCAACAUUUAAUGAAGAAUUUAAAAUAUGGUUCAAAGAAUGUUUGACGACAUUAUCUAAAGUUAAUGAAAAACGAUCGACUUCAAUAGAAUACAAAAUUAAAGAUGAACAAUUUGUUAUUUCUUUUUGA